CAAAGUUUAGUGAAUGACCACAUCAUCACUAGCUAUUAUUUGCUCAGUCAGGAUUUUCUCCAUGCCUGACUCAGGCUGUUAUUGGAGAGGAUCCCCAUGUUAUGGUGAAGCCUUCCACCAUUGCAGGUCAGGGGUCAUGAACAAUCUAGCACCCCUCCCCCUUUCCCUCAGUCAGGUGAUUUUCAAACACAUGAUUCAGGAACAACUAAACUUGCUGGACGACUGAUAUGAGUGACAGCCAUGUCAGCCAAUCAGAGCUUUGCAUAGCCUGACCAGCUAGCCAAUCACAAGGCUGUGCGAAAGAAAGCAGGCGGAUACUAGGCGCUAGGUUCGGUAGAGGAGGAAAUUGCAGUGUUAGCCGCCGAUGUAGCUACGAUACUGUUAUCGCUGCCAUACAGCUCACAGCGGGGAAUCGCGGCGCGAGCGGCUCGGGUCUGUGCGGUGCGCACGAGUCGCGCGCUGUGAGGAGGCCGGCACGUGCGCAGGGGACCGGGUGCGGCGCUCGCGGACAGUCACCCAUAUUUAAAGUGACCGCAGCCCCCAAUCCGCUUCCGCAGACGGGAUGGUGACUGCCCGGGCGGCUCGUGCGAUGUGCUAACGGGUUCUCCUCAGUCUCCAGCUCAGUACAUCACCCGCCCUCUCACACCGAGUCACCAUGUCCAUCCAGUACACCGGGGAGGACCAGAUGGCUGAUAGCUAUGGGGUGGCCGACUCCUUCCCCAAGGACUUCGGCUAUGGGGCCGACGAGUCGGAAAUAGAUGAGAGCUCGACCGCUUCGGACAGCAAACCGCGGAUCCUGCUAAUGGGCAUGCGUAGGAGCGGGAAAUCCUCGAUCCAGAAGGUGGUUUUUCACAAGAUGUCUCCAAAUGAAACUUUGUUCUUAGAAAGUACCAACAAAAUUUACAAGGAUGACAUAUCAAAUAGUUCCUUUGUGAAUUUCCAAAUAUGGGAUUUCCCAGGACAAGUGGACUUUUUUGAUCCGACAUUUGACUAUGAAAUGAUAUUCAGAGGAACAGGAGCAUUAAUAUAUGUGAUUGAUGCCCAGGAUGAUUACAUGGAAGCACUGACCAGACUCCAUGUCACAGUUACCAAAGCCUAUAAAGCAAAUCCUGAUAUGAACUUUGAAGUUUUCAUUCACAAAGUUGAUGGUUUGUCAGAUGACCACAAGAUUGAAACCCAAAGGGACAUACAUCAGAGAGCCAAUGAUGACUUGGCAGAUGUUGGUCUUGAAAAACUUCAUCUUAGCUUCUACUUGACUAGUAUAUAUGACCACUCUAUAUUUGAAGCUUUCAGUAAAGUUGUGCAGAAACUGAUUCCACAAUUGCCAACAUUAGAAAACCUCCUAAACAUAUUUAUAUCCAAUUCCGGCAUUGAGAAGGCAUUUCUAUUUGACGUGGUCAGUAAAAUCUACAUUGCCACAGACAGCUCUCCGGUAGACAUGCAGUCAUAUGAAUUGUGCUGUGAUAUGAUAGAUGUUGUAAUAGAUGUAUCCUGUAUAUACAGCUUGCAUGCGGACUGCAACGGAACUGCAUAUGACAAGGAAUCAAUGGCAAUUAUAAAACUUAACAAUACAACAGUGCUCUACUUGAAAGAAGUUACAAAGUUCCUAUCACUAGUGUGUAUUCUUAGGGAAGAGAGUUUUGAAAGAAAAGGUUUAAUAGACUACAAUUUCCACUGCUUUCGUAAAGCCAUCCAUGAGGUGUUUGAAGUAGGUGCUGCGACACACAGGACCUUCAGUCAGCAAGCUAGUAGUCCAAACCUCAAAGCAGUGACUCACAAUGGUACUCCUGCAAAUGCAGUCUAGGACAAAACUUUAAGACCCUCCCUUCUGCAACAAGUAACCAGAGAACACUGCCCUUGAGACAGAGCAAGUCUCAUUUGUAAGGCCAUUGUCUGAUAUACAUGGUACUACAAGCAGCAUCAACAUCCUUUUCUUGUGGAAUUCCUUAUCUUGCUAUACAACAAUAUCUACUGGAUUUGAGAUUUGUCACCAUAAAAAAAAAAAAAAAAGACCGCAGACACUAUUUUCCAUGCUAGGUUUUUGCAUAGACAUUGAGAAGAUUUGGCUUGGAUGAUUUGUGCUUUUGUGAUGAUUGUACAAACGCCUGGUUAUGUGAAGUGCUGCACUAUAUAAAUAUCUUACCAUUUUUUUUUUAAAUUAUAAUUAUUUCUGACCCUAGAGACUGUUCAGCUGGGUUUUUUUUUUUUUUUUUUAAACCUAUGCCUUUAAAGCAUUGAAAAGAUAAAUUAAAAAUAGAAUGCACACUUCCCCUUGGCAAUAGCCUGCAGUUCCAUUAUCUCUUAAAAGAAAAAUAAUAAAACCUUCCCAAAGGAAUCGAUCAGCAUCAAUCUUGUUUGUGAAAGAGAAGUCAGCGUGCUUGCCCCUACUGCAGACAUUCCACUGUUUUUUCUCCUAACGCUUAUAGCUAAAUGAGAUUACACCUCUUUUUUUUUCCACUUUUAUGAAAUACUAGCAUAAACAUUGAAGUGCUUUUUCACUGGAUUGCAUAUAUAUUUAAUAUCUCCCUCCGCAGAUGUUUGUUUCUAUAUCUACAGUCCUUUUUGGGGGGCGUGUUGAGAUAUAUUGAAAGGAAUUCCCAGCAAACAAAAGAUGCAGCACAAGGUUGUGAUGAAUGAAAGUCUUGUUUUGCAACUAUUAUGUUGCCUUCCAUUAAUUUUUUAUUUUUUAUUUUGGGCCAGCCAAGAAACCUUGAAAUGAAAAUUCAAUAAAAAGGUGCCAUCAAGUGUUGUGUUGAAUCUGAAUUAGUGUUUUUGUGGGUUUCCCACCGAAAAAAAUGUAUCAUUGUAACUGUGUGUGUAUAUAAUUUGUGCAAGAAAUCAAAAUUAUGACUUUAAAAAAAUAUAUAUAUAUAUUUUCUCUAAAGAGCUGCUAAAUAACUGCACUGGUUUGUCUUGGUGAAACCCAAAGUCCUUUAAUACACGCAUGCUUUUCUAAAAUUUUAAAUGCUUUUGAUGUACUCAAACUUCAGGUUAGGGUUUUCUUUGACACAUUAUGUGAGGUGUUUGUGUUUUUUUUGUAUUUUUUUCUCCGUUCUUUCUUUACUGUUUAAGACAUAACUGCAGUAACACUACUAUAAAGUUCUAGUUUACUUUGGACUAUGCAUUCCUUGUGAUAUUUUGAUGCCUAUAUAUUUUAGUGCAUAAUAUUUUUGCUUGCGCUAACAUUUUUUGCGGUUAGUAAUUUCUUCAUUAUUGUUGUUGUAUCGUGAGUCAAAAACCUUGCAAUUGCACCUUUUUGAAAUACCAAAAUCCCUUGUUUUGCUGGGUGCCACUGGAUUGCUGCAUAAUUAAGUGCCACUGUAAACUUCGUAUAUAAUGCUUCAUUUACCUGAUGUGUUUGACUAGUGUACUCUUGGCUGGAAAUUCACAUGGACCAUAGUAAAGGCCAACGACAAAUGGAGGGAAAAAUGCCUUUUUAUAUUUAUAUUUUCUUUCAGUGAAUUAUGUAUAAGAAGGGUUCUCAAUAAAGUAUUUGCCAAUAGCAAUUUUCAUCCUUAA
Pelobates fuscus (common spadefoot toad) is the source of this 3519-nucleotide messenger RNA. It is a transcript of the gene RRAGC, whose product is annotated as Ras related GTP binding C. Gene Ontology annotation, cellular component: nucleus; lysosome; Gtr1-Gtr2 GTPase complex. Gene Ontology annotation, biological process: cellular response to starvation; negative regulation of autophagy. The transcript is spliced from 7 exons. NCBI's taxonomy places the organism in Eukaryota, Metazoa, Chordata, Amphibia, Anura, Pelobatidae. The record is from RefSeq and is a predicted model, not a curated record. Bases 656 to 1804 code for a protein of 382 amino acids. Gene Ontology annotation, molecular function: GTP binding; GTPase activity.